AUAUAUAAUACAAAUAUUAAUAGGUGUAGUGCGAGUUCGCUAUGUUUAUCGCCAAAUUUCUGAAAAAGAUGUUUAAACUUUAAUGUAAACAAUGUUCGAAUAGGAUGUUGGUGAAGGCUUACGAAAUAUUUUCAGUGAUUUCAAAGUGAAAGAAAAGAAGCUAUGAUUAAUGUACUUUGAAAGUUAGAAAACUUUUUCUAGUCAAUUUUUUGUUUUGAAUCAGCUUGUUUUCAGCUUUCAAGAUUCAUAAAUGCCAUUGCGAAACAUCUUGCACUCAAAGAAGGCAAACAAACGAUAACGUAACACUGUUAUUAACAAACGAAAACUUUAAUGUAAGAAGAUGAAAGAAAGUAUUGUGAAGAAGAACUUGGAGGACAGCAGUGUUAAGGAAGAUGAUGGUAAUGUCACAAGAUGUGAAACCAAAGGCGAGGGUAACACAAAGAAAAUCAAAGAACUUGCUGAAAAGAAGACCAAAAAAGAAAUUAAAACCUGGAAGGAUUUUAAGACGGGAAGUAAAACGAAACAUGUCAAAAAAGAAAAAACUGAUAUCUCUAAGUUUCAAGGGGAAGGAAUACAGUUUAAGGCUAAGAUGAUUGGUCAAGAUGAUGUGAACGAGGCACAGGGUGAUAAGAUGUGUCAAGAAUCUCUACAGCGACUUAAGGCCAUUGUUCGAAGUUCUGGUGAACACAAGCAUCGAAUCACUCUGAACAUUUCUCUAGAAGGAAUUAAAAUUAAGGAUGAGAAAACUAAUGAGGAGUUGCAUCAUCACCCAGUACAUGGAAUUUCUUUUAUUUCUCAAGACAUCGGUGAUGCUCGAGCUUUUGGUUACAUUUUUAACACUGACGAUGAGUAUCACAGGUUUACUGCCAUCAAGACAGAGAAAUCAGCUUCUCAAGUUGUGAUUACACUAAGAGAUUUGUUUCAAGUAAUUCUGGACUCAAAGCAGAAAGAGAUUGAAAAGAUUAAACAAGAAAGGGAUGAUAAAAAAGAACCAGAUGAAAAGAAUAACAACAUUGUUGAAAUGAACCUUGGUGGAACAGAAGAAUCUGUUCUUAUAUCCAGCACUGCUGAAGAGGAAAAUAUUUAUGCAGAGAUCAAAAAUCCAUCAAUACCAGAGACUGUUGAAGUUGAACAAGAGGAAAUAAUAGCCAAAGAUUCUGUUGCUGUAGACAACUUGUUAGGUCUGCAGUUUGAAUUGAACUCUUUACAAUUGGGUAUUCAGCAAAUGGAUAACAGUAUAGCAGCUAUUGCUGUAGCUUAUGAUUCAGUAGAAGACAUACCAGAAAAUGAUCCAUUUACUUUGGAAUUUAUCCUUACUCCAAAAAAAGUGGAUUUCCUUGCUAGUAAGACAGAAGAUGAUCUAAACAUUUCACACUUAAAUAGUCUAAGUCAGAAAGAAAGACGAACUUCUUUAGCCAGUGAUGUAGAUGUUCCACCAGCCUUGCAGCAUACAGCUCCCACAAAUUCAGCAGUCUCAAUGGCUCAAGCUCAACAGGAAAGCAAAGCUGACAAAUAUGCAGCUUUCUCUCAGAUUGAUUUCAUACCAAGCAUAUUUGAUGAUUCUGACAUUAAUAAAAUGAAUCUUUCAUCUAAAGAAACAUCUCAACAAGAUGGCUCUUUUGGAAAAUUGGUUAAUCAAGAAGACUCUAAUAAUGUUACAGGCACUUUUGUUAUUGCUGAUCCUCCUCCUAAACCUUUUAAGUCAACAGAUCUGUCUUUUUUUGCAGAGCUUGAUCCUCUUGGAAAAGAUCGGCCUCUUGUUGAAAAGAAAUACUUUUUUUAUGAACUUAAGAAUCCCCCAAAAAAGGUUCUUAAGGACUUAAUUGGGGAUAGCACUGAUACAUCACAUGAAACAGUUUCAUUUAACCCUGAUUCACUGUCAGAAGGUCAAGUGAGUAGUAUUUAUGAAAGUCCUACUAAGCAAUUAAUUAGUUUGUCUGGGACCAUGCCUUCAUACUCCUCAUCUUCCAAUGUCUCCAGUUGUUCUCCAGUUGUCAGUAAUCCUUUCAAAUCUUGCAUAAGUGAUAUGUCUUAUCCUCUGAGAAGAAUAUCAAAUCCUUUCAUAUGUGAAUCACAAACACCACGUCCAAGGCUCCCUGCACGGUCAUCUGAACCUAGUUUUAAUAUUUAUUCCACUCCUUUUUCUAAUGUUUCUCAUCAAAACUGUGUAACUCCAACUUUGCCAUUGCCCAGAAAAAACUCUUUACAUUCCUUUAAGGACAUUUCAGAAGACCAUUGCAAUUCAUUGUCAAAAGACAAUUCUAAACAAGAUUCUUUAAGCAAGUCCAAUUCCAAUCAUUUAGUAAGUCCACCAAUACCAAUUCCUAACAGAAGACCACCAUUUUUAACUUGUAGUACAUCUCCAUAUACAUCAUUUCCUGAAAAUGACAGUCCAUAUGCAGAACCAAGGAAAAAUAAUCAGUUAUUGUUUCAGUCUUCCAACAGUUUUGAUUUGGGUACUCAGUUUACAAAAGAAUAUUCUGUAGGUGUCAGUCAAACAAGUGCAAUUUCCAGACUAGGGCCUUCUGGACAUGACAGUACUGUGGGAAAUUCACUUACUAAACUGAAAGCUCAAAGUCUAGACAGUGCAUAUACAUUACCAGAUAAAAAUCCUUUUGUAAGAAGUCAACCUAAAAGUUUUUGGCAUGAAAAUAAUAAUCAUAUAGACCCAACGAGAAAAAAUAGAGAUGAGUUGUUACUUGCCUCAUCACCUUCACCCCAAACAUUAGAAGGCUACCAGAUAGAUUUGUCUUCUUCUUUUGUGGCCAGUGGAAACACAUCUGCACCUUGGAAUAUGGAAAAAAAAUUCUUUUUUAAUGAAUUUGGUACUUCAAAUGAAGGAACAAACAUGUUAUUUUCAUCUUUAAGUCAUUCUCAGUACCCUAGCUACACAAAUGGCUCUCAAAUUGAUAAGACUGGCAAAGAAUCAAGUAAAAAUAAAUCAGUAUCUACUCCACUCAGCCCAAAAAACAACAGUUUUUUGAGAAAGUUUGAUCCUUUUGCUGAUAAUUUCUGUCAAAUGGAUAUGAACCAAUUGGAAGAAGCUUCUGAAGACCAGGAUUCUAAAGUACACAACUAUGAAUAGUGGCUCAGAUAUACAUUCUAGUGGCUGGACCAGUCCAGAGAAGAAGUCUGAAAUUCCCUUGCUACAAAUGACAAAGUCAAGCAUCUUUAUACUGUGGAGGAAUUGUGAAUAUUGCUGAAUGUCUUACAAGAGAUAAGACAUUUUGUGUAAGGAAUUGUAGAUGAAUGACAAGGUGUUAUUUGGAAUUAUAAAAUGAAAUACCAGAAAUAAACAAGAUUUUUUUUAAAUUCAAGGUAUUAAACUUUUUUAACUCUUUCACUGCCAUGUGCACAUGGUUCCUCCACUAGGCCACUGCUAUGCAAAUUUGGAAUUUUGUAUCACUGUGAAAAAAGAGCAAGUUUUCCCAUCAAACUUCCUAAUCUUUACUGCUUUCAAAUUUCAGAUAAAUAAUAAAACAUUAAAACAUGUGUAUAUCUGAAAAUAAACUGGCACUUGGAGAGUUGUUUAUCUAUAAAUAUGGCAGUGAAAGAGUUAAAACUCAUCAUAGUGAGAUGUUGUGCCUUUAAAAAUGAAGUUGAUAUAAUAUUAGUGAUACACUUUGUAAUGCAGGAAAUGGUAUACCAAAGGAUUUCUUGAACCCAAAGAAAUUGUUUAUUUGUAUAUGUGCUUGAAGUAGAUGGAGUCUGAGUCUAAGUCUUUCAGAUAGAAAGUCUAGUUCUUAGCCUUGUGGUACUUACAAAGUUUGCUGAAUUUAGCUUCUUCUUUAGUGACUAAAAUAUGCUACUGAAAUGCAAUACAUACUUGUGUACAGGAACAGUAGGAAUUCCAAAAGUAUGUGAAAUUACAGCUAUGUAUAAAGAGCCUGUCAUAGUUGUUUUUAACAAAUUGGCUUAAAAAUUUAAAAACUGUGGAUAUUUUUUGUACCCUUCUUUAAAGUAUGUUAAAAUAAUUUUCUUUAUACUUGUUUAUAACUAACCAUAUCUUUAGCUAAUAGUUAUUAUAACACAUUUAAAGGACCUCUUACUCAAGUAUAUACAAAUAUAUUAGCUUUUGAAAGGAUGUUUAAAAAUUGUUUUAAGCUAUUUUUAUAACUCAAACCUUAGUUAAAAAAUUUUGUGUGGAUAUUUUUUGUACCCUUCUUUAAAUUAUGUUAUAGACAUUUCCUUAUACUUAAAUUGUUUAAUUAGCCAUAUCUUUAACUGGUAAUAUAUUAUGACAAAUUUAAAGGACCUCCUAAUCAAGUAGUUAGUGUACAUGCAAAUAUAUUAGCUUUUAAAAGGAUUUUUACAAAUUAAUUGUUUUUAAGCUAUUUUUAUAAGUCAAAAUGUUGUUUAAAAAAUUCUUAAUUAGAUAUUUUUAUUAAUUCAACUCAUGGAAUUCAUUUGUAAGUGUAUGUGCAUAGUUGUUUUUCAAAGAACAUUGAGAUUUAAGAGGGUUUACUUAUCUUUUGUAUAAUGUUUGUAGUUAAGGAGAGAAGGAAACGUGAGUUUCUUUAGUAACAUGAAAACAGAUUUGUAGGAAAUCCAGUUCUUGUUAUAGUAACAAAUAGGAGUUCUGAAGUAAUAACAAACGAAGUUAUCACUAAUAAUUUUAGUAAAAAUAUAAACUUAAACAUCUGGAAGUAUUACAGUUGAACCAACAAAUGUACAUAGAUGUUUUUUUUAUUAGACUUUGUUUUAUAUAUAUAUAUUAACACAUGUAUUGAUAUUAUAUUACUUCCUACUUGAAAAAACUAUACUAGAACAAGAUUUUUUAAUUCAAAUUAACUUUUUUUAAACUUUGCUAAAGUGAGACGACAUGCCUUUAAAGGUGGAAAUAUUGGUGAAACUGAUAAAUGUUGAAGUCAUUAUUCGAGAAUGUUGCAUUAUACUUGAAAGAUUUAUUACAAAUUUUAUAUUUUUUAGACGAUUCCGAGAAUUAGGAUUUAUGAAAUGAAUGAUAACUUAUUUUUGAAGCAAUUUUAUUGUAAACAUAGAAAUAGUUUUUAAGAUUUAAAUUGAUUUAGGUGAUUUUUUUUUUGUUACAGAGAAAGAUCUUAGAUUUUAAAUAUAUAUAUAUAUAUAUAUAUAUUUAAUAUGUUUUUUAAAACUUGUGACCAAAAGAAGAAAAGCUACUUCACUUAAUGUUUGUUGGUGUGUUUUCAGAAGUGUACUAAUGUUGUUGAGGUAGCUUCAGAUUUAGACUUUUUAACAUCUUCAACCUUUUUUCUUGUGGCUUGUUUUAUACUUGACAUCAGCUCUCUCUCUCACUGCAUGUUAAAAAGUCAUGAUGUGUAGUUGUCAGUGUUGAAAAUGGCAGAUGUGUUAUUGAAAUAAAAUUUUAAAAACUAGUAGUAGUUAAAUGUGGGGGCACAUUUAGGGUGUGUGGGGCCCUGGGCCGAUGGGAUUGUGGGGUGGCUGAGGCCGUAUACAACAUAUUGUGUUGUGUGAUUUUUGGGGUUGCAUCUUUUAACUACUCUUCACAUUCCAGUAGUAAAAGAAAUUAAAUAAUUCUAAAAUAUGCCAUUUUUUUACUCAAAACAAAAUGUAAUGUUAGUAAUUUUUUACAUAAAAAUCACGUUUUUCACAUUUUAACUAUCAAUAAAAAUCAUACUUUAUCUGUAUCAUACAAAUCAUACAUAAACAUGUGGUGUUACAGAUUUCAAAAUGGGUAUCUGUGAAAACUUUUUGCAUUGAAAAGUCUUUAAUGAGACCACCAUUUUUCUGAAAGUGCUAUGUUGUAUGCUCAGAAGUGUUAAAAGAGCACAAUCAGUCCUGUCCCAUCGUACUUUGAAGGUAGUUCUUUAUUAGCUUUAAUUUGGAAAAUGAGCACUCUCCAGUACAGUACAGCAUAGCUGAGAAUUGUACUAUUUCUGACUCAAGGCUUUUCUCCAGGUCAUGUGGAUAGCAUGUGACAACCUUAGCUGUGGCUCCUCUGAGAUCAAUUGUUGUAGAUUGAGCAUGUCUGAUAGAAAUCCAAACCUUCCUCUGAGAAAUCCAAACCUUCCUAGAAGAACUUCAUAUGCUUCAAGCUUCAAGUUUAUCAAUGAUAAGAAAGUAGAAACUCACUCUAAACUUAUCUCUAUGUAAUAGUUGAACAUCCUCCGCUGUGCUUAGCUCAUCGUGGUGUCGUUUCUGCUUACGAACACGUUGUUUAUCAUCCUUAUAGCCACGUUGACCACACUUUUCAACACCUCUGUUCAAAUUCAUCAAACUGUGGCUGCAAUUCUUCAACAAAUUUUAAAAGAGACUCAAGUAACUGUACAGCUGCGUUGAUUGACAGACCAGCUUUUUGCAGCUGCAAAUUUGUUUUGCAGAAUCUGUCCAAAAUUGUAUGCCACACUUCCAGCAAAAUAGCUAUUUCAACUUCUUUCAAUUGUCAGACACGACCAGUUGCUUCAGCCCUGGUUUAGCUGUUUCGUUGGCAUCUGCUGAUAACUCCUUAACACUGUGCGAUGUUCAUUGUAUCCUUCACUAAGAACUUUGAUAACAUUAGCCCGCGCAAAUCUUUGUCAACUGUCAAAUUUUUAUUCUCGCUAUUUUACAACGCUUCACAAUACUUUCUCCAGCAAUGAGUAGAUGCCACAAGGUAGGCAUAAACCUUCUCAACUAGAUUAAACAAUACUACAGCAGCAGGGCAACUUUCUACUGCACAUUUGCCCACCAAGUUUAGAGAAUGACCCAUGUAGCUUUGUGUACCACGAUAUUUGCCAGACAUAUUACUUACGUUAUCAUAUGACUGAUCAUGGCAAUGGGUAUUCUCUUCUCCUGGAGAAAAUUCAGAACAAUCUCGGCUAUUUAUUUGCCUGUGUGACUAAGCAUGGGUAUGAACUUCAAAUAUCAUUCAACUGGUUCUGCUGGCAAGAAAUAGCAUAUGGUAAAACUCAGUUAAACAAUAUGAGAUGUUAGGUGUAGAAUCUACAGAAAUGGAAAAGUACUUUUCAUUUUGAACUUCAUUUAUAAUUGAAGACAAAACUUUGUCUGCCAUCAGUUGAAUAAGUUCUUCACAAAUGAAAUGUGAUAAGUAGGAUGUGUGUGUCCACUACCUUUAUUUGCAUGCUUACUGAUAUGUUCACAAAGGAACUUUAAUACGUCCACACAACAGUUUUCGUUGUUGGUAAUGUUUUAUGUACGACCUGGAGCAUGAUAUGUCAUGCGAUAAUUUCAUGACUGAAAUGAAAUUAGAAUUGUUAGGUUAAGGUGUUUGUUCGACUUUUAAUUCUGUUAUCUACAAAUGUAUUAGUUUAGGCAAUUUGAGCAUAAAAAUAAUAAGUUUUUUACCCGCAGUGAUCUGAUUGUGUAAGAUAUUUACAAGUAGAGAAGUAUUCGCUUAGUAAUUGCUCAUUGCUGUCGUCUGUUCGAUAUCGUAAACCAAGAUAAUGGUUCAUAAUUCCAAACAACACAUUAAGACCCUUGUUAUUGACUGCUAAGGCUGUACAUCCAUAUAUAAAAAUGUAGAAAAAAGCAUGCAUGUUAGACUUACAAGAAAGUGAAAGUCCGCUCAAACGGCACGUUUGUAAUUCUUUUUCUUAAUAUUAUACUCUUGCCAGCUUACAACAAAAAUGGCUUGGUAUAUUG
This is a messenger RNA of Limulus polyphemus (Atlantic horseshoe crab), 7581 nucleotides long. RefSeq names its product disabled homolog 2-like. Bases 341 to 3085 code for a protein of 914 amino acids. The transcript is spliced from 11 exons. The record is from RefSeq and is a predicted model, not a curated record. NCBI's taxonomy places the organism in Eukaryota, Metazoa, Arthropoda, Merostomata, Xiphosura, Limulidae.